AAAAACAAUCUUCGAUUUUUCGUGACUCACGUGUACUGUGCACAUGGGCUGGCAAACCCAAGUAGUUGGGCACACUUGGUCGUCAUUCUCAUCUUUGUUUCCUCUCUCCUUGUUUUUGGCAGUUCUUCUACUUCUACGCUACAGAAUAAACAACAAAGUCAAAAUAUUUCCAUAACGUUUUGAAGUUCUUCUCAAAAGCAAAUCUGGUGCCAAACAAAAGAAGAUGCAAUGGGAGCCUCCAGAGGACCAAGGCUUUCUGGGAUGCAGAAACAAGUCCUUAGUCUAUACAGAGGGUUUCUGAGGGCAGCCCGUGCAAAAUCUGCUGAAGAUCGACAGCAGAUUGAGUCACUUGUGUCAAGUGAGUUCCGCCGCAAUGCCAAGGAGGUAGACCGCAAAAAUUUCCUUUACAUUGAGUACUUGCUUCGCCGUGCUAAGAAACAGCUUGAUCAGCUCAGGAGCCCCGAUGUUGUUGGAUUAUCAGCCCUGAAUGUCAGUUUCUCGCAGACAAAACAUCCUACAAAUUGAAGUAAGAAUUUCAUCUAUUCUUAUUUACUUGUCGAGCCAAAUUUAGUUUGAUCCAUUGUUUAAACAGGGUAACAGAGGAAAAUAAAUUUUUGGCUGAAAUUUCCAUGUUACUAUAAAAUCUCAAUGUAAGCUAUUCAGAAAGCUCUAAAUUGUGCGAUUCAUUGAUGGUCAUGGUCUUCUAAGGCUAUGUGUAUUUAUUAUCUUCUGGAUAAUAAUAAUAAUAGCUUAUCCUGCGAAUGGUAAGCAAAUAUUACUUUUGAAA
Messenger RNA from Prunus persica (peach), 787 nucleotides. RefSeq names its product succinate dehydrogenase assembly factor 1, mitochondrial. The coding region runs from base 229 to 525 and encodes 98 amino acids. Gene Ontology annotation, cellular component: mitochondrion. The record is from RefSeq and is a predicted model, not a curated record. Gene Ontology annotation, biological process: mitochondrial respiratory chain complex II assembly. The transcript has 2 exons. Lineage: Eukaryota; Viridiplantae; Streptophyta; Magnoliopsida; Rosales; Rosaceae.